Messenger RNA from Fusarium redolens, 2242 nucleotides. Its product is annotated as heterokaryon incompatibility protein-domain-containing protein. Lineage: Eukaryota; Fungi; Ascomycota; Sordariomycetes; Hypocreales; Nectriaceae. The coding region runs from base 232 to 1986 and encodes 584 amino acids. The record is from RefSeq and is a predicted model, not a curated record. The transcript has a single exon.
GCCUGCAAAAACGGCAACAGUUUGCGCCAUAUUUAGUAGCUCCAGCAGCGCUCUCUCAGUUUACUUCCAGGGCUCGGUGUUCUAUUGUGCCGAUUCCAGCGGGGGCUUACCGCCAAUGUCGAACCAAUGGUGAUCUGAAAGCUCAUAACCUCCUCUUUUCUCCCCUUAACAUCGUCCCCAGACGCUCAAGUUUGACUGCAAGCCUGGGAUGAGCUACAAUCCCCUUCCGAUAUGACAAUGCCCAACAUGGAUCCAGCCCAGCGCCAAGGCGAAAUUGGGGCACAGUACCAGGUAUAUCAACCACUGAGCCCUCGGCAGACAAGAGCGCUUCGAAUUCAUUCUGCGACCGACUCCGAUGUCGAGGUUGAAUGCGACCUGUUCGCGGUAGACCUCAAGAAGAAAUCAGGCGCAACAGUUGCAGGAAGCUCCAAGAAGGUUGGGUACGAGGCAUUGUCGUACACUUGGGGGGAUCCCGCGCCAACCAAGAGAAUCUUGGUAAAUGGGCUACCGUUCUGGAUCUCUGCAAAUCUCUUCGCGGCGUUGAGACAGUUUCGACUCCCGGAACGACCUCGAGUGUUGUGGACAGAUGCUAUCUGCAUCAAUCAAAACGACCUAAUUGAGAAAGCAGGUCAGGUGGGGAUGAUGUUCAGCAUCUAUCUCAAGGCGUACAGGGUCGUUGUCUGGCUGGGUCAGGCGACUAAUGAUGACGAAUAUCUCUUCAGCCUAUUCAAGACCUACGGCAGGGAUGGUAUGGGUGGCAUUCGUGGAGAGCUCGAGGACCCAAGAGCACGCAGAGCAGCGACCGAGCUCAUCGAGACCAAGCCGUGGUUCCAGCGGACUUGGACCCGACAAGAGGUACAUGCAGCUCACGAAGUCCACGUGGCCUGUGGAAGCCAGGAAUGUUCUUUCGAAUACUUUCAGCUUGUCAUGGAUUGCCUGCUUCCAGACAUGGAUGAGAUACGGGAUACGUUCAGGCCCCAUCGCGACCCUCGGGAACGAGCCUUGAGCGCGAGGAGAGCAUACGUCUUCUUCAAACAGCAUUGCGAGAGUGACAUGUAUACCGAGGACGGCGGAUAUCAUCAAGCCUGGUUCAGGAUGAUUAUGCGAAGCAGUCUAUAUGAAGCGACUUUGCCACAAGACAAGGUCUUUGCUGUCCUCGGAAUCAUUGCAGAGAUGACCAAAGAUGCCUGCGACGUUACAGAGGGGUUUCCGGAGAUUGAUUACUCAAAAUCGGUUUCGGCAGUAUUCGAAAGCUUCCAGAAGCACACAAUCAACAUCAGCCAGAGUCUUGCCAGCCUCCAAAUCUUCUACAAUAGAGACGCCAUCGGACAUGACUUGCCAUCCUGGGCUAUCGAUCUGCGCCAAAACGUUAGUCGCUUGAUGCUUCGAUUCGGCGUUUUCCACUUUUACAUGCCCUAUACGGGGCCUCCAGUGCAAGCAUACGAUGAAGAGGGGCUUUUGCGUCUCGAGGGAGCACGGAUUGGAGUUAUCACCUCGAUAGAGAGUCCGUGGAAAAACGGAAUGCACCGGGAGUUCAACUCCGAGAUUUUGGGAUCUUACUCUUCAGGGGUAGGACUGGAGAGCUGCUAUUCGAGCCAUGACUGGUGGAUGCCCGAUAACCAAGGCAACAAAGGCAUAGAAGAGGUAUACAAGAUUCUUGAGAAGCGCUGCUCUUACAAUUGGGCAACCUUGGGACCCAGGAACAACAAUGUCAUCGAAGAGUACAAUCCAUUUCGACAUCGCUGCCUAGUAUUUCUGUCGCAUCUGGCGCGAGAGGGAGAUAUCAUGAUUCAUCCAUCUGGUGCCGAGAUGCCUUUCAUCUUGCGGCCGGAUACAGAAGCAGGACGCUUCAGCUUUCUAGGUCCAGCUAUCAUCGCGAUGGGAGUGGUAAGGAAACUAAAGGACAGGGAUAUGUUCACAUAUGCUUUUCCUCGCCGUGGAAGUGGCUGCAAUGUCGGCUCGCCCGAGAUCUUUGUGCUCAUCUAAGGCGAACUUUGGUCUACGUUAACAAGUAGCGAUAGAGCAUUGCUUGAUAGUUAUAAGCAGGAAGGUCUAACCUUGGUCUCAUAUUUAUGUAACAGUCAAUUGAAGAUGUUUCGAUACAUGUGGCUAGUUUAAGGAGCGAGAAAUUAUACUGAUUCUCGCAAAUUUUCUCGACGGACAUAUUGAGAUCCGGCUUAUGGUUCUCGUUCCCCCGCACCAUGAGCUAAUCUCUUUACUACUUUCAAUCGCUGCCUAGGCC